AAUGGCCGACAUUAGUGUCAGACGAGAGGCGAGGAGGAGAAAACUGUUGCAGAGUUCAGAAGAACGGCUGCAGAAAAUUAAGCAGUUGAAUGAGAAAAAACAAGAGAAUUUUGCCACUGGUGAACCGAAGGAGGAUUCAGUGUUGUUGGCAGCCAUAACAACACCAAUUGCCUCAGUCAACCAAGCACAGUCUGAGAGUGCAAAGGAAGGCGACAGCAUAACUUCUACGUUGCCACCAGAAUGUUUACAAGCACGUCGCCCUCAUCAGACAGAUGUUGACAGAACCACAGCAGAGUCAGGUGACCAGACAAACAACAUACCAGAGUUUCACGCCACCGAGGAAGCAACCAGCGCAAGCGUCAGAAAAAUGUUUGGUGAAGUUGAAAUGGACUAUGAGGGUGACACUGAGGCAGUGUCCAGCACAGCGUCAGUUGCCGCUAGUCAAGAGACUUCGGAGAGAAACCUGAAAUUUCCUCAAGAGAGUGACCACAGCCCAGAAUCCACUGCCAGUGUGGAAGACUCAGACCCCGACAACUGCACUUCCGUCGCACAUUCCCCACACCCCGCUCCCAGCAAGCCUAUUCCAAAUAGCCUUUUACAAAAUAGAUCUCCACCCAUUCCUCCAUUUGGCAACAUUCCGAGUUCUGCGGCAGCUACAUCGCCAUUGCCAUCUCAACCUGGGACACCUGUACAUGUAGUUAGACAAGAUGCACACGAUCCCUCUGUUGCAGCUGACACUAGGCACUUCUUGACAGUGAGAGAAAUGUGUGUAGUCCUUCUAGCAAUUCUGCUGCGCCUCUCACUAAAUACCGAUUGGUUUCAAAGCUUCAUUGGCCAGUCGGUAAUCAUUCCAUUUAUUGCACUGCAAGUCAUGUUCUUCUGUCUGAGUCCCCAGACUCAGCACCCGCCAAGUGGUCUUAUAGUGAAACUUCUAAGCUUUGCAGCCGUUAUGAGCAACAUACCCCAAGCCACCAUCCAGAAGAUUCAACUGGCCUUUUCCUUAGCAAACCAGUUCUGCCAAGAUCUGGCAUUCUACCUGUUUGCAUUCAUCUUGACACAUGAAAUCGUGGAAGUUCUUUCGUGAGGACAGCUAUUUUGUUUCCCGUGGUGUUCAUUCUUUUCUCAUUCAGUUUGGUGUAUUUUAUAUGUAUUUCUGACAGUGUUCCAAGGAUUCUACAGCUUAGCAAAGAUUCUCUUGAGCAAGGCCAUUGACAGAUAUUUUAGACAACUCUUUGUACAUUUAUAAAAGUUUAGUGACUAAACUUGUUAAUUUUCUCCGUUCCAAAAAUUACUUUAAUUUCUUUUACGGACUCCUCCCCCCCAAAAAAGUAGAAAAAAAUGCUACGCGCUUCUUGUGGUGAAGUUGCUGUAAACCUGAAGUGUGCUGAAGAUGGUGUCACUGUUUUGCUUAUGAAUGUGGAAUUUUACAUUUGGAUAAAAUCCCAAACACUGUGAAAUGUACUUUGGUUAUGGCAAUAAAGAGUGUGAACAAUUAAGGCAUAUGGGCGUACAUGUACAUGCUAAGGGUGCCAUUUACGGAUUUUUUUGCGUGUUCCCUCCCGUGAAGUCGUAACAGCUUGUUCAAAAAAAAGAGAAAAGUUGUGCGUCGUUGUGUUAAUGGCAAUAAACAUUGCAGUCAGUGGCAUGAAA
Messenger RNA from Acanthaster planci (crown-of-thorns starfish), 1650 nucleotides. RefSeq lists its product as uncharacterized. Gene Ontology annotation, cellular component: GET complex. Lineage: Eukaryota; Metazoa; Echinodermata; Asteroidea; Valvatida; Acanthasteridae. Gene Ontology annotation, biological process: tail-anchored membrane protein insertion into ER membrane. The record is from RefSeq and is a predicted model, not a curated record.